UGCUUACGCAGCACGCAGGGCUGGGGGUGGGGCAGGCGGCCGGGCGGGCGGCGGAGGCAAGGGCCCUGGUCCCGCCGGCACCAUGGCCAAGACCGUGGCCUAUUUCUACGACCCCGAUGUGGGCAACUUUCACUACGGGGCUGGGCACCCUAUGAAGCCCCAUCGCUUGGCAUUGACCCAUAGUUUGGUCCUGCACUACGGGCUCUAUAAGAAGAUGAUCGUCUUCAAGCCUUACCAGGCCUCCCAACAUGACAUGUGCCGCUUUCACUCUGAGGACUACAUUGACUUCCUGCAGAGAGUGAGCCCCACCAACAUGCAAGGCUUCACCAAGAGCCUUAAUGCCUUCAACGUGGGUGAUGACUGCCCAGUGUUUCCCGGGCUCUUUGAAUUCUGCUCCCGUUACACAGGCGCAUCUCUGCAAGGAGCAACCCAGCUGAACAACAAGAUAUGUGAUAUUGCCAUUAACUGGGCUGGUGGUCUGCACCAUGCUAAGAAGUUUGAGGCGUCUGGCUUCUGCUAUGUCAAUGACAUUGUGAUUGGCAUCCUGGAACUGCUCAAGUACCACCCUCGGGUGCUGUACAUUGAUAUUGACAUCCACCAUGGUGACGGGGUUCAGGAAGCCUUCUACCUCACUGACCGGGUAAUGACAGUGUCCUUCCACAAAUACGGAAACUACUUCUUCCCCGGCACAGGUGACAUGUAUGAAGUUGGAGCAGAGAGUGGCCGUUACUACUGCCUCAAUGUACCCCUGAGGGACGGCAUUGAUGACCAGAGUUACAAGCAUCUUUUCCAGCCGGUUAUCAACCAGGUGGUGGACUUCUAUCAACCCACGUGCAUUGUGCUCCAGUGUGGAGCUGACUCUCUGGGUUGUGAUCGAUUGGGUUGCUUCAACCUCAGCAUUCGAGGGCAUGGGGAAUGUGUCGAAUAUGUCAAGAGCUUCAAUAUCCCUCUACUGGUGCUAGGUGGUGGUGGCUAUACUGUCCGAAAUGUUGCCCGCUGCUGGACAUAUGAGACAUCACUGCUGGUAGAAGAGGCCAUUAGUGAGGAGCUUCCCUAUAGUGAAUACUUCGAGUACUUUGCCCCGGACUUCACUCUCCAUCCGGAUGUCAGCACCCGCAUCGAGAAUCAGAACUCCCGCCAGUAUCUGGACCAGAUUCGCCAGACAAUCUUUGAAAACCUGAAGAUGCUGAACCACGCACCCAGCGUCCAGAUCCAUGAUGUGCCCGCAGACCUUCUGACCUAUGACAGGACUGAUGAGGCUGAUGCCGAGGAGAGGGGUCCUGAGGAGAACUACAGCAGGCCAGAGGCACCCAAUGAGUUCUAUGAUGGAGACCAUGACAACGACAAGGAAAGCGACGUGGAGAUUUAAGAGCAACCGGGCUUGUUGUAUCCCAAGGAAUUCCUUUUUACCUCUUUGUUGGGUGGGAAGGAAAAGGCGUGACUCCCCCAGCCAUGGACUAGUCACCUUUAGGGCUUUUGCCAGUGCUGGGGAAGGGUUUGGAGACUUCUGGUUUUCAAACCAACUAUCCCCUUUCCUCUCCGCUCCAAGGCCUAACAAUGGUACCUAUUAGGGACUGGGCAGAGACAAGGAUGGUUGUCUGUAGGAUGUUGGGCAGUGGGCCCUAGAGGAGGAUCCCAGCACCUCUGGCCCCCUUGUUCUUCCCUGCUUCCCUCCAACUCAGAGACUUUUAGGGAUGAAGGGGUAGAUAGGAUCGAGGUUGCCUCUGACUUCCUCCUCCUCUGGGUUUUCCUACUAUAGGCCUUGUCCAGUGCGGGUGAAGAGUGAGGUGUUUUAGGGGGCUCUGGUUCUGUAACACUUUAUCCCCAGGUGAUGGGAAGUGUUGGUUUUGAGUCUGGGGAGGAUUUGAAAAUGUCCUGUUCUAACUUUUGUCUUUAUGUCCAUUUUACCACUUUUUAUUCAAUAAACCAGUUGGUAUUUUUUGUA
Molecule: messenger RNA, 1945 nt
Organism: Manis pentadactyla (Chinese pangolin)
Lineage: Eukaryota; Metazoa; Chordata; Mammalia; Pholidota; Manidae
Gene: HDAC3
Product: histone deacetylase 3
Exons: 15
Coding region: 83-1369 (428 amino acids)
Molecular function (GO): histone deacetylase activity
Source: RefSeq, a predicted model, not a curated record